ACUAUGUCCGCAGAAAUCUCCGAGGCGGCCUCCGCGGAGGAGCAGAAGGAAAUGGAAGAUAAAGUGAUUAGUCCAGAGAAAGCUGAAGAAGCGAAAUUAAAAGCAAGGUAUCCUCAUCUGGGACAAAAGCCUGGAGGUUCAGAUUUCUUAAGGAAACGACUACAGAAAGGGCAAAAAUAUUUUGAUUCUGGGGAUUACAACAUGGCUAAAGCAAAAAUGAAGAACAAGCAACUUCCUACAGCAGUGCCGGAUAAGACGGAGGUCACUGGUGAUCACAUUCCCACUCCACAGGACCUUCCUCAACGGAAACCAUCCCUCGUUGCUAGCAAGCUGGCUGGCUGAUGAAAAGAUCUGAACUGCAUGAAUCUUCUAGUUCUCAUUAUUUCUUCUUAUGUUACUUCUCACCUUUUAUUUUUUUUCUUUCAACUCACCAAGUCAUUUGAGACAGCUUUUUAUGUGUAUGUGUGUGCUGCUAAUUGUAAGGGAAUAUAUAGAUUUUUUUAUUAGUUUAACAGUGCACUGAUGAAAAGGACAUGUUAGAGCAACGUAAAGUAAUCUACUUGAAACAUAAUGUAUAUAUUAUCUGACUUAUAGAGUAGGACUGAUUCUAACAAGUAACAAGCAAGUUUUACAGUUUUAAUGUUUUGACUUUCCUUACUUCAUAUUGAUUAUAACUUUGUAUGUUACUCUUAUUAAUACAACCUAUAUUGUAUUAAAUUCUAUGUAUUUUCCUUUUGGACUUUGUAAAACAGAAGUUUAAGACCACAAGUUAGGAGAAAGGUCACCUAAUUCAAACACAAACAAAUGGAUGGGGCUCUGAAAUAUUUGUAUCUCUUUGCUUGAACUUGAAUGGCCUUAAAUAACUGUUUCAGCUUUAACAAUAGAAAUUUACUUGGGCAAUAUUUGCCCAUUCUGUAUCUGAUGUGACUUGUGCUUAGUAGCUACUGUUGCAGCUAGUGUUCUUACUCAGUUCUAUAGUGUUAGAAUACCUUUAGUUGUUGAUGUGGAUGAAGUGUGCAUGUGCAUUGACUGUUGAAAUCACUUUUGUGCCAUUUUUGUAAAUACAGUCGUUUUGCACAACCUC
Messenger RNA from Elephantulus edwardii (Cape elephant shrew), 1084 nucleotides. RefSeq names its product cAMP-regulated phosphoprotein 19-like. The record is from RefSeq and is a predicted model, not a curated record. Gene Ontology annotation, molecular function: protein phosphatase inhibitor activity. The coding region runs from base 4 to 342 and encodes 112 amino acids. Gene Ontology annotation, cellular component: cytoplasm. The transcript is spliced from 3 exons. Lineage: Eukaryota; Metazoa; Chordata; Mammalia; Macroscelidea; Macroscelididae.